AGCGGAGAGCGGCAUGCCCGCCCGCCGGCCCCCCGCCUGCUAAAGCUCCCGUCGGCACCGAGGAGGCGGCGGAGGAGGAGCGGGGUCGGCCGCCCGCCCCGUCGCAGCGCCCCGCCGCCGCAGCCGCCCGCGGGGGAGGCCAAGAUGGCAGAGGCGUCGCCCCCCGCCCCGCUCUCCCCCCUGGACGUGGAGCUGGACCCCGAGUUCGAGCCGCAGAGCCGCCCUCGCUCCUGCACCUGGCCCCUGCAGAGGCCCGAGCUGCAGGCCAGCCCCGCCAAGCCCGCCGGCGAGCCGCCCGCCGACGCCGCCUCCAUGAUCCCCGAGGAGGAGGACGACGAGGAGGAGGGGGGCGGCUCGGCCAUGGCCGUCGGCAGCGCGGCCCCCGCGGGGGGAGAAGCGGCGGCGGCGGCGGCCACCACCGCCGUCCCGGAGGAGUCGGCGCGGCUGCUGGCCCCGCUGCCCGGAGGCGGCCCGGAGGGGCCGAGCCUGUCGCCGGGGGGAACGGCGGCGGCGGGCGGCGGGGGGCUGAGCGGGGGCCCGGCGGCGGCGCCGAGGAAGUGUUCGUCGCGGCGCAACGCGUGGGGCAACCUCUCGUACGCCGACCUGAUCACCCGCGCCAUCGAGAGCUCCCCGGAGAAGCGCCUCACCCUCUCCCAGAUCUACGACUGGAUGGUCCGCUGCGUCCCCUACUUCAAGGACAAGGGCGACAGCAACAGCUCGGCCGGAUGGAAGGCCCUCAAACUGACACGAGAUGUAGAAAGAGAACCCUUUGCCAAAUCUGCUGUCAGCAAGUGGACAGUGAUACUGUUUACAGCUUACGACCUUUGUGAACCCUGCAUUAUUUUCCUAACGAAGCAGACUGUUAAUAGGCCCCUUACCGGAGUGAAGAUCCUCUUUUUAUUUUUUUCUUUUUUUUUUUUUCCUUCUCUUUUUUUUGGGAAUUGAACUCAUUCUGAAGUAUGCAAAAUCUUCCUUUUCUGGGAUGGCCAAGCACCUGCUGUGGAGACAAUGUUCAGCACCAUCCUGUUGAGAACACACUGUGUAGCCUUUACAGUAGUUACUUGUCAAUGAGUAUGUGGUGUUUCAAUAUAUUAAUGGUUUAUGGGAUGUUUUUAAGUUGGCUUUUCUUUUUGGAGGUUUUUCCCAUCUGCCCACCCUCCCCCCUACAACCUCCAGUUUGAUUUCCUUAGAUUUUUGACCGUAUUUGCUUUCUCUCCCUGGGGAAUCUAAAGUACCGUGCCCGCGCAAGGAGAUGAUCGUAACCCAACACUGCUCAGACGUCAGGGUUUUCUGAAUAUACAGCGUUUGUUUUACCAAUCAACCGUCUGAAUUCCAGAGAGAGGUGAUGAGUGUGGUCUGUUUGUUUGUUGGGUUGGUUUGUUUGUUUCUUUCUUAUCCUUCCCUUAAAUUGCAUGGUACACCCCUGUUUUCCGUAAGCGUCAGACCAGGGUUCAUUGCAAGCCGAGGGAAACUGGCGAGUUUGCCACUUGGCUCGUGAGGAUGGACUGAUGGCGGGUGCCGUGGCCCCCACGGGCGCUGAGGCAGGAGCCCCUUUUGCCACCCGCCAGAGCGGGCUCCCCCCUCCUGCCUUCUGUUAGCCCCCUACUGCCACAGCAGGCUAGUAAGGAGGUAAAAAGCUGAGCUGGCAGACAAGUGGAACAUAGCCACCUGUAAAGCUGUGUUUGAAAAAGCGAAAAUUAAGGGAAAUAACGCCACUUCGCAGAAAAGCUAAGUGUAGAGGCUGGGCAUCGGCAGGUGACUUGCAGUGGCGACGCCGGGAGCUGAGGCACAGGUCAUUGCAGGGUGUGUUACUGCAUCAGUGAUCCUUCCUUGUUGUUUUUUUUGUUUUGUUUUGGACAUAUCCUUGAUUAUUUUUUUCCUUCUCAUUAUGUAUAAUCUGUUGUGGCAGAAGAAGCAGGAGAGGGAAUGGCAAGGUGACAGUAUCAUACAAAUGGCUUUUCGUAUGGGUAUAGAUUGUAACAGGAUAAAUGACACUGAAAGACAAGGCAGUUUUAUAUAUUUUGCUUCUAAGAUUUUCUUUUGUAAAAUGAAUAAUAAUUAAUAAUAAUAAUGAAUAAAAGGUAUGGUGCUGUAUAGAUCCUCUCUAUAAUCUGGGAAGUUUGAUUACUUUUUAUUAGUAUCUUUGGGGGGGAGGGAUACAAAAAAAGAGGGGAAAACACCAAUGGUACAUAGGAACUCGGUAUGAAGAGGUUCUGAAUAGGACAGUGUAUACAUAAUUCUCCAAAGCGAUAUAUGAAUUUUUUUUUUCUUUGCAUAAAAGCAUUAUGCAUAUAAAUAUAUAAAUAUAUUUUAUUAUGUACAGAAAUGGAUCAUUAUGCAUGGAUGUUAGGAAAAAAAACAACCCCAAACUAGCAUUUUAACCCGAAGUCUCAGUGCAUGAGUUCCCACCGACCCGUGUCCCAUGCAAUGUGGAGUGACUCCCUCUCGCCACUGCCACCGCACACGCACAGUCUUGCACACACAAACACACACACACACACACACACGCACGCACGCACGCAUUCGUGGGCCCUUCCUCGCUCAUUACUUUCCAGGUCCCCGAGGUGAUGUUAGUGAAACAACAGCUCCUAGUGUGAUGGAAGUUUUGUUUUUUGUAUCGUAACCCCCACGCUGUUCUCUCGUAAAGAUGCACCUCUUGGUUUCUCCCCGCAGUUAUGACUGUGUAGCCUCCGUGCCGUUGUGGUUAUCGUAGCCCUGUAGCAUAUCAACUCUUCCAAGCAGCCAAGGGUUUAUCAUUUGCCUUUUAAAAAAACUUCUCUUUUCUUUUUACACUGAGGUGGUCCAUUUGACAGCGUGGGGACCAGUUUAUUACAUUUAUUGGAGUUAACUGAUGCUCAUUGCCCCUCUCUGUCAGCAGCCAGCUACCCAGGACGCUCAAGUAGCACAGUGGUCACCUGGGCUAGAGGUCGCUUUGCUUAUUGGAGUCCAGUUGCAGGCACCUUUUACUAAGGUUGGUCGAGCACUUUAUCACCAGCCUCCCCUGAGUGCGUAGCAUUAGCUCUCAGCUUCCCGGCACACCCCGAAAUGCGAGUGUAUGCUGAAGGACAUCCCUCAGGUGCUCUUUUCCCCGAGGUUCCUCCACGGUUGCCAUCCUAUGGCUGGGCUUGUGCCCCUGCCCCUUGGUUUUGGCCACCGGCAGAGCUCACUCAGUGGCUCCCUGUGCCAGGGCACAGAAUUUGUCCCCUGAACAAGUGAGCCUCCAGUGAGACCCGAGGUACCUGCCCAAAGACCACUAACCAGGCCACUGACAGCAACCAGUAAGGCCUGACUUGAUGGUAUGGCCAAGGUGACCAAAAUCCAUCAUUUUAUUUUUUUUUUCUUGGUAGGGAUGCAGUUCUUGUCAAAGGCAAGAGAAGGCCCGUUAGCUUUAACCAAAUGGGGGCAACUUGUGGUCUGCUACGGCAGCCUAGCCCCCGGAGUCCAACGGAGCUAGCUCCCCCUGGCAGAAAUGAGAGAGAAAACUAUGGUCCCCUCUGUUCAUAAAAUGGAGAAAAAACACUUUUGAUUUGGAGACAGCCUGUCAAUGGCAGAGAAGUUCUUUUAAAACAAGAAUAAAAAAAUUAAAAGCAUUAGCAGCUGAAAGGCUUAACCUGCCUCCCACCAACGUUAAGGAAAAUAUUUCCAUUGGUGUGGCUGGGACACCUCGGGCGCCUUGCUUUGGAGAACAUCCCAACACUUGCGGAAGAGGGGUGGACUGGGCCAGCCUCUUCAUUUUGAUUUGGUUUCUCUUGCUCAUUUUUGGGGCCAAAAUUUUCAAACGGAAGUGCCUGGUGUCAGGCAGCGAACGUGGGGGACUCCAGCAUGGUGGCACGGAGCGAGCUGUUCUGCCCUCGCCGCUUCUCGAAGGAGGGAGAGGUGCCAGGUUCCCUCAGUCCCAGGAGAAGGUCAGCACCCUCUACGCCUGCCAAGGUGCCCAGCAAACACGCUCCUCUCCAGAGGUGCUAAAUAAAUCUCCCUGAAUUCAAAGGGUCACUUACUUAGGUGUCAAAAUACAGGCUGAUUUUGGGAACCUACCUUUGGAAAAUAUGGCCGUUAACUCUUUGAACAUGUUUAUGCCUAGACAUUUUUCUUCUGAAACUGUGUAAAACAGAUAAAGGUCCGGAAGAAUUAUGUAGUUAUCUUUUAAACACUUGGUCUAAACAAAAGAUCUAAAAAGGUGACAUUCAUGCAGUUCCUAGUCACAGGUUUGGGGCUUGAUUUAAUGAUUUUGUAAAAAAAUUUUCUCUUGAGAAUCAUUGGAUAGUUGACCACUGCUUAACUCCAGAAAUGUUUGUGCCACCGCUUCAAAAAGUUAACCUUUUAGGUCAUGUAUUUCUCUAAAAUGAUGUCAUUGCUUGGCAAUCGGUGUCCUGUAAGUGUUUCUAGUACACGGUAUACCUUAGGAAUUGCCAACAGAUGCGAAGGGGGACCAGAUACAUUUCGUUACUAUGGGUUGGAAAAAAUGGAUUGUACAUUUGGCUUCACAUGUUUAACUUUUUUUUAAAAAAAGUUGCAUGAUUGGAAAAAAUAUGUAUACAGUAUCUGUAAAACUGUUUUAUCUGUUUUUGUUUCAAGCCAUGUAAAUUGGAAGAAUAUUAAAUCCACAGCCUUAUCGCGCAUGGCCGUCUUUACAUACCGAAGAGCUGAACAGUUUAUACUUUUCAUUUGGGCUAUCUUGUACUUUCAUUUGAAAGCAGACACUCUCAUGUUGCAGUCUUACUGAGGAUUUUAUAUUAAAAAAAAAAGAAAAAAGAUGCUGCCCUGGAGGAAUAUACUACCUUACUACACAGAGGUUGGAAGGAAGUUUGUUUUGGAGCAAAACCUGCCCCUUUCCAAAGGAAGUAGAGACGCAGUGCUUACUCCACUUGGUGUUAGUAGAUAUUGCCUUGUGUAUUCCAUUUUAAAUUGUAAUCUAGUUUGUAAAAGAGAUGGUGACGCAUGUAAAUAAAGCAUAAUGGAUCUCUACAUUGCA
Molecule: messenger RNA, 4972 nt
Organism: Chroicocephalus ridibundus (black-headed gull)
Lineage: Eukaryota; Metazoa; Chordata; Aves; Charadriiformes; Laridae
Gene: FOXO3
Product: forkhead box O3
Exons: 2
Coding region: 145-945 (266 amino acids)
Biological process (GO): regulation of transcription by RNA polymerase II
Cellular component (GO): nucleus; mitochondrial matrix
Molecular function (GO): DNA-binding transcription factor activity, RNA polymerase II-specific; RNA polymerase II cis-regulatory region sequence-specific DNA binding
Source: RefSeq, a predicted model, not a curated record